Messenger RNA from Piliocolobus tephrosceles (Ugandan red Colobus), 9670 nucleotides. It is a transcript of the gene CELSR1, whose product is annotated as cadherin EGF LAG seven-pass G-type receptor 1. The coding region runs from base 1 to 8910 and encodes 2969 amino acids. Gene Ontology annotation, molecular function: calcium ion binding; G protein-coupled receptor activity. Gene Ontology annotation, biological process: cell surface receptor signaling pathway; homophilic cell-cell adhesion; G protein-coupled receptor signaling pathway. The transcript is spliced from 34 exons. The record is from RefSeq and is a predicted model, not a curated record. Gene Ontology annotation, cellular component: plasma membrane. NCBI's taxonomy places the organism in Eukaryota, Metazoa, Chordata, Mammalia, Primates, Cercopithecidae.
AUGGCGCCGCCGCCGCCCGUGCUGCCCAUGCUGCUGCUCCUGGCCGCCGCCGCCGCCCUGCCGGCGCUGGGGCUGCGAGCGGCCGCCUGGGAGCCGCGCGUACCCGGCGGGGCCCGCGCCUUCGCCCUCGGGCCAGGCUGUACCUACGCGGUGGGAGCCGCGCGCACGUCCCGGGCGCCGCGGGAGCUGCUGGACGUGGGCCGCGAUGGGCGGCUGGCAGGACAGCGGCGCGUCUCGGGCGCCGGGCCCCGGGGCUGCGUGCGCCCGGCUGGGCGCCCGCUGCCGCUGCAAGUCCGCUUGGCGGCCCGCGGUGCCCCGACGGCGCUGAGCCGCCGCCUGCGGGCGCGCGCGCACCAUCCGGGCUGCGGAGCCCGUGCCCGGCUCUGCGGGGCGUUCUGCUUCCCGGUCCCCGGCGACGGCGCGGCCGCGCAGCAUUCGGCGCUCGCAGCCCCGACCACCUUACCCGCCUGCAGCUGCCCGCCGCGCCCCGGGCCCCGCUGUCCUGGCCGCCCCAUCUGCCUGCCGCCGGGCAGUUCGGUCCGCUUGCGUCUGCUGUGCGCCCUUUGGCGCGCGGCUGGCUCCGUACGGGUGGGACUGGCGCUGGAGGCAGCCACCGCGGGGACGCCCUCCGCGUCGCCAUCCCCAUCGCCGCCGCUGCCGCCGAACUUGCCCCAAGCUCGGGCGGGGCCGGCGCGACGGGCCCGGCGGGGCACGAGUGGCAGAGGGAGCCUGAAGUUCCCGAUGCCCAACUACCAGGUAGCGUUGUUUGAGAACGAGCCGGCGGGCACCCUCAUCCUCCAGCUGCACGCACACUACACCAUCGAGGGCGAGGAGGAGCGAGUGAGCUAUUACAUGGAGGGGCUGUUCGACGAGCGCUCCCGGGACUACUUCCGCAUCGACUCCGCCACGGGUGCCGUGAGCACGGACAGCGUGCUGGACCGCGAGACCAAGGAGACGCACGUCCUCAGGGUGAAGGCCGUCGACUACAGCACGCCGCCGCGCUCGGCCACCACCUACAUCACCGUCUUGGUCAAAGACACCAACGACCACAGCCCGGUCUUCGAGCAGUCGGAGUACCGCGAGCGCGUGCGGGAGAACCUGGAGGUGGGCUACGAGGUGCUGACCAUCCGCGCCAGCGACCGCGACUCGCCUGUCAACGCCAACUUGCGCUACCGCGUGCUGGGGGGCGCGUGGGACGUCUUCCAGCUCAACGAGAGCUCCGGCGUGGUGAGCACGAGGGCGGUGCUGGACCGGGAGGAGGCGGCCGACUACCAGCUGCUGGUGGAGGCCAACGACCAGGGGCGCAACCCGGGCCCGCUCAGCGCCACGGCCACCGUGUACAUCGAGGUGGAGGACGAGAACGACAACUACCCCCAGUUCAGUGAGCAGAACUACGUGGUCCAGGUGCCUGAGGACGUGGGGCUCAACACUGCUGUGCUGCGAGUGCAGGCCACGGACCGGGACCAGGGCCAGAACGCGGCCAUUCACUACAGCAUCCUCAGCGGGAACGUGGCCGGUCAGUUCUACCUGCACUCACUGAGCGGGAUCCUGGAUGUGAUCAACCCCCUGGAUUUCGAGGAUGUCCAAAAGUACUCGCUGAGCAUCAAGGCCCAGGAUGGGGGCCGGCCCCCGCUCAUCAAUUCUUCCGGGGUGGUGUCUGUGCAGGUGCUGGAUGUCAACGACAACGAGCCUAUCUUUGUGAGCAGCCCGUUCCAGGCCACGGUGCUGGAGAAUGUGCCCCUGGGCUACCCCGUGGUGCACAUUCAGGCGGUGGACGCGGACUCAGGGGAGAACGCACGGCUGCACUAUCGCCUGGUGGACACAGCCUCCGCCUUUCUGGGGGGUGGCAGCGCUGGGCCUAAGAACCCUGCCCCCACCCCUGACUUCCCCUUUCAGAUCCACAACAGCUCCGGUUGGAUCACAGUGUGUGCCGAGCUGGACCGCGAGGAGGUGGAGCACUAUAGCUUCGGGGUGGAGGCGGUGGACCACGGCUCGCCCCCCAUGAGCUCCUCCACCAGCGUGUCCAUCACGGUGCUGGAUGUGAACGACAACGACCCGGUGUUCACGCAGCCCACCUACGAGCUCCGUCUGAAUGAGGAUGCGGCUGUGGGGAGCAGCGUGCUGACCCUGCAGGCCCGCGACCGUGACGCUAACAGUGUGAUUACCUACCAGCUCACGGGGGGCAACACCCGGAACCGCUUUGCACUCAGCAGCCAGAGAGGGGGUGGCCUCAUCACCCUGGCACUACCUCUGGACUACAAGCAGGAGCAGCAGUACGUGCUGGCAGUGACGGCCUCCGACGGCACACGGUCACACACUGCACAUGUCCUAAUCAAUGUCACUGACGCCAACACCCACCGGCCCGUCUUUCAGAGCUCCCAUUACACAGUGAGUGUCAGUGAGGACAGGCCUGUGGGCACCUCCAUUGCUACCCUCAGUGCCAACGAUGAGGACACAGGAGAGAAUGCCCGCAUCACCUACGUGAUUCAGGACCCCGUGCCGCAGUUCCGCAUCGACCCCGACAGUGGCACCAUGUACACCAUGAUGGAGUUGGACUAUGAGAACCAGGUCGCCUACACACUGACCAUUAUGGCCCAGGACAACGGCAUCCCUCAGAAGUCAGACACCACCACCCUAGAGAUUCUCAUCCUCGAUGCCAAUGACAAUGCGCCCCAGUUCCUGUGGGAUUUCUACCAGGGUUCCAUCUUUGAGGAUGCUCCACCCUCAACCAGCAUCCUGCAGGUCUCUGCCACGGACCGGGACUCAGGUCCCAAUGGACGUCUGCUGUACACCUUCCAGGGUGGGGACGACGGUGAUGGGGACUUCUACAUUGAGCCCACGUCUGGUGUGAUCCGGACCCAGCGCCGGCUGGACCGGGAGAAUGUGGCCGUGUACAACCUUUGGGCUCUGGCUGUGGAUCGGGGCAGUCCCACUCCCCUUAGCGCCUCGGUGGAAAUCCAGGUGACCAUCUUGGACAUUAAUGACAAUGCCCCCAUGUUUGAGAAGGAUGAGCUGGAGCUGUUUGUUGAGGAGAACAACCCAGUGGGGUCGGUGGUGGCAAAGAUUCGUGCUAACGACCCCGAUGAAGGCCCCAAUGCCCAGAUCAUGUAUCAGAUCGUGGAAGGAGAUAUGCGGCAUUUCUUCCAGCUGGACCUGCUCAAUGGGGACCUGCGUGCCAUGGUGGAGCUGGACUUUGAGGUCCGGCGGGAGUAUGUGCUGGUGGUGCAGGCCACAUCGGCUCCGCUGGUGAGCCGAGCCACGGUCCACAUCCUUCUCGUGGACCAGAAUGACAACCCGCCUGUGCUGCCCGACUUCCAGAUCCUCUUCAACAACUACGUCACCAACAAGUCCAACAACUUCCCCACCGGGGUGAUCGGCCGCAUCCAGGCCCAUGACCCCGACGUGUCGGACAGCCUCAACUACACCUUCCUGCGGGGCAAUGAGCUGCGCCUGUUGCUGUUGGACCCCGCCACCGGUGAGCUGCAGCUCAGCCGCGACCUGGACAACAACCGGCCGCUGGAGGCGCUCAUGGAGGUGUCUGUGUUUGAUGGCAUCCACAGCGUCACGGCCUUCUGCACCCUGCGUGUCACCAUCAUCACGGACGACAUGCUGACCAACAGCAUCACUGUCCGCCUGGAGAACAUGUCCCAGGAGAAGUUCCUGUCCCCGCUGCUGGCCCUCUUCGUGGAGGGGGUGGCCGCGGUGCUGUCCACCACCAAGGACGACGUCUUCGUCUUCAACGUUCAGAACGACACGGACGUCAGCUCCAACAUCCUGAACGUGACCUUCUCGGCGCUGCUGCCUGGCGGCGUCCGCGGCCAGUUCUUCCCGUCGGAGGACCUGCAGGAGCAGAUCUACCUGAACCGGACACUGCUGACCACCAUCUCCACGCAGCGCGUGCUGCCCUUCGACGACAACAUCUGCCUGCGUGAGCCCUGCGAGAACUACAUGAAGUGCGUGUCCGUGCUGCGCUUCGACAGCUCGGCGCCCUUCCUCAGCUCCACCACCGUGCUCUUCCGGCCCAUCCACCCCGUCAACGGCCUGCGCUGCCGCUGCCCGCCCGGCUUCACCGGCGACUACUGCGAGACGGAGAUCGACCUCUGCUACUCCAACCCGUGUGGCGCCAACGGCCGCUGCCGCAGCCGCGAGGGCGGCUACACCUGCGAGUGCUUCCAGGACUUCACUGGAGAGCACUGUGAGGUGGAUGCCCGCUCAGGCCGCUGUGCCAACGGGGUGUGCAAGAACGGGGGCACCUGCGUGAACCUGCUCAUCGGCGGCUUCCACUGCGUGUGUCCUCCCGGCGAGUACGAGAGGCCCUACUGCGAGGUGACCACGAGGAGCUUCCCGCCCCGGUCCUUCGUCACCUUCCGGGGCCUGAGACAGCGCUUCCACUUCACCGUCUCCCUCACGUUUGCCACCCAAGAAAGGAAUGGCUUGCUGCUCUACAAUGGCCGCUUCAACGAGAAGCAUGACUUCAUCGCUCUGGAGAUCGUGGACGAGCAGGUGCAGCUCACCUUCUCUGCAGGUGAGACGACGACGACUGUGGCACCGAAAGUUCCCGGCGGUGUAAGUGAUGGGCGGUGGCAUUCUGUGCAGGUGCAGUACUACAACAAGCCCAACAUCGGCCACCUGGGCCUACCCCACGGGCCAUCCGGGGAGAAGAUGGCCGUGGUGACGGUGGAUGAUUGUGACACAACCAUGGCUGUGCGCUUUGGAAAGGACAUCGGGAACUACAGCUGCGCUGCCCAGGGCACUCAGACCGGCUCCAAGAAGUCCCUGGAUCUGACCGGUCCUCUGCUCCUGGGUGGCGUCCCCAACCUGCCAGAAGACUUCCCAGUGCACAACCGGCAGUUUGUGGGCUGCAUGCGGAACCUGUCAGUCGACGGCAAAAAUGUGGACAUGGCUGGAUUCAUCGCCAACAAUGGCACCAGGGAAGGCUGCGCCGCUCGGAGGAACUUCUGCGACGGGAGGCGCUGUCAGAACGGAGGCACCUGUGUCAACAGGUGGAACAUGUAUCUGUGUGAGUGUCCGCUCCGAUUUGGCGGGAAGAACUGCGAGCAAGCCAUGCCCCACCCCCAGCUCUUCAACGGUGAGAGUGUCGUGUCCUGGAGCGACCUGAACGUCGUCAUCUCCGUGCCCUGGUACCUGGGGCUCAUGUUCCGGACGCGGAAGGGGGACGGCGUUCUGAUGGAGGCCACCAGCGGCGGGCCCACCAGCUUUCGCCUCCAGAUCCUGAACAACUACCUCCAGUUUGAGGUGUCCCAUGGCCCCUCCGAUGUGGAGUCCGUGAUGCUGUCCGGGUUGCGGGUGACCGAUGGGGAGUGGCACCACCUGCUCAUCGAGCUGAAAAAUGUUAAGGAGGACAGUGAGAUGAAGCACCUGGUCACCAUGACUUUGGAUUAUGGGAUGGACCAGAACAGGGCAGAUAUCGGGGGCAUGCUUCCCGGGCUGACAGUCAGGAGCGUGGUGGUCGGGGGCGCCUCUGAAGACAAGGUCUCUGUGCGCCGUGGAUUCCGAGGCUGCAUGCAGGGAAUGAGGAUGGGGGGAACGCCCACCAACGUCGCCACUUUGAACAUGAACAAUGCGCUCAAGGUCAGGGUGAAGGACGGCUGUGAUGUGGAGGACCCCUGUACCUCCAGCCCCUGUCCCCCCCACAGCCGCUGCCAUGACGCCUGGGAGGACUACAGCUGCAUCUGUGACAAAGGGUACCUUGGAAUAAACUGUGUGGACGCCUGUCACCUGAACCCCUGUGAGAACAUGGGGGCCUGCGUACGCUCCCCCGGCUCCCCGCAGGGCUACGUGUGCGAGUGCGGGCCCAGCCACUACGGGCCGUACUGCGAGAACAAACUCGACCUUCCGUGCCCCAGAGGCUGGUGGGGGAACCCUGUCUGUGGACCCUGCCACUGUGCUGUCAGCAAAGGCUUUGAUCCUGAUUGUAAUAAGACCAACGGCCGGUGCCAAUGCAAGGAGAAUUACUAUAAGCCCCCAGCCCAGGAUACCUGUCUGCCCUGCGACUGCUUCCCCCAUGGCUCCCACAGCCGCACUUGCGACAUGGCCACCGGGCAGUGUGCCUGCAAGCCCGGCGUCAUCGGCCGCCAGUGCAACCGCUGUGACAACCCGUUUGCCGAGGUCACCACAUUCGGCUGUGAAGUGAUCUACAACGGCUGUCCCAAAGCGUUUGAGGCCGGCAUCUGGUGGCCACAGACCAAGUUCGGGCAGCCGGCUGCGGUGCCGUGCCCCAAGGGAUCCGUUGGAAAUGCGGUCCGACACUGCAGCGGGGAGAAGGGCUGGCUGCCCCCAGAGCUCUUUAACUGCACUACCAUCUCCUUCGUGGACCUCAGGGCCAUGAAUGAGAAGCUGAGUCGCAACGAGACGCAGGUGGAUGGUGCCGGGGCCCUGCGGCUGGUGAGGGCGCUGCGCAAUGCUACACAGCACACGGGCACGCUCUUUGGCAAUGACGUGCGCACGGCCUACCAGCUGCUGGGCCGCGUCCUUCAGCACGAGAGCUGGCAGCAGGGCUUCGACCUGGCAGCCACACAGGAUGCCGACUUCCACGAGGACGUCAUCCGCUCGGGCAGUGCCCUCCUGGCCCCGGCCACCAGGGCGGCAUGGGAGCAGAUCCAGCGGAGUGAGGGGGGCACGGCACAGCUGCUCCAGCACCUCGAGGGCUACUUCAGCAACGUGGCACACAACGUGCGACGGACCUACCUGCGGCCCUUCGUCAUCGUCACCGCCAACAUGAUUCUGGCUGUCGACAUCUUUGACAAGUUCAACUUUACGGGAGCCAGGGUCCCGCAGUUCGACGCCAUCCACAAAGAGUUCCCCAGGGAGCUGGAGUCCUCCGUCUCCUUCCCAGCCGACUUCUUCAAACCACCUGAAGAAAAAGAAGGCCCCCUGGUGAGGCCGGCCGGCCGGAGGACCAGCCCGCAGACCCCGCACCCGGAGCCUGGCACCGAGAGGGAGGCCCCGAUGAGCAGGCGGAGGCGCCACCCUGAUGAUGCUGGCCAGUUCGCCGUUGCUCUGGUCAUCAUCUACCGCACCCUGGGGCAGCUCCUGCCCGAGCGCUAUGACCCCGACCGUCGCAGCCUCCGGCUGCCUCACCGGCCCGUCAUUAACACCCCGAUGGUGAGUGCGCUGGUGUACAGCGAGGGGGCUCCGCUCCCGAGACCCCUGGAGAAGCCCGUCCUGGUGGAGUUCGCCCUGCUGGAGGUGGAGGAGCGAACCAAGCCGGUCUGCGUGUUCUGGAACCACUCCCUGGUCGUCGGUGGGACGGGAGGGUGGUCUGCCCGGGGCUGCGAGCUCCUGUCCAGGAACCGGACACACGUCGCCUGCCAGUGUAGCCACACAGCCAGCUUUGCGGUGCUCAUGGACAUCUCCAGGCGUGAGAACGGGGAGGUCCUGCCCCUGAAGAUCGUCACCUAUGCCGCCGUGUCCUUGUCACUAGCGGCCCUGCUGGUGGCCUUCGUCCUCCUGAGCCUGGUCCGCACACUGCACUCCAACCUGCACAGCAUUCACAAGCACCUCGCCGCAGCGCUGUUCCUCUCUCAGCUGGUGUUCGUGAUUGGGAUCAACCAGACGGAAAACCCGUUCCUGUGCACGGUGGUCGCCAUCCUCCUCCACUACAUCUACAUGAGCACCUUUGCCUGGACCCUCGUGGAGAGCCUGCAUGUCUACCGCAUGCUGACUGAGGCACGCAACAUCGACACGGGGCCCAUGCGGUUCUACUACGUCGUGGGCUGGGGCAUCCCGGCCAUUGUCACAGGUGUGUCACAGGAGCUAGUGCAGCCACGGGCAUGGCUCAGCUCCCUGCUGAGGACCGCUUUCCUCCUGCUGCUGCUCAUCAGUGCCACCUGGCUGCUGGGGCUGCUGGCUGUGAACCGCGACGCACUGAGCUUCCACUAUCUCUUCGCCAUCUUCAGUGGCUUACAGGGCCCCUUCGUCCUCCUCUUCCACUGCGUGCUUAACCGGGAGGUCCGGAAGCACCUGAAGGGUGUGCUCGGCGGGAGGAAGCUACACCUGGAGGACUCCAGCACCACCAGGGCCACCCUGCUGACGCGCUCCCUCAACUGCAACACCACCUUUGGCGAUGGGCCCGACAUGCUGCGCGUGGACCUGGGCGAGUCCACCGCCUCAUUGGACAGCACCGUCAGGGAUGAAGGGGUCCGGAAGCUCAGCGUGUCCUCUGGGCUGGUGCGGGGCAGCCACGGAGAGCCAGACGUAUCCUUCGUGCCCAGGAGCUCCAAGGAACCCCCCGGCCAUGAUUCCGACUCAGAUAGCGAGCUGUCCCUGGAUGAGCAGAGCAGCUCUUACGCCUCCUCACAUUCGUCAGACAGUGAGGACGACGGGGUGGGGCCUGAGGAAAAAUGGGACCCGGCCAGGGGCGCCAUCCAUAGCACCCCCAAAGGGGAUGCCGUGGCCAACCACGUUCCGGCCGCCUGGCCUGACCAGAGCCUGGCUGAGAGUGACAGUGAGGACCCAGGAGGCCAGCCCCGCCUGAAGGUGGAGACCAAGGUCAGCGUGGAGCUGCACCGUGAGGAGCAGGGCAGUCACCGCGGAGAGAAUCCCCCGGACCGGGAGAGCGGGGGCGCGGCCAGGCCUGCUGGCUGCCAGCCCCCAGAGCAGAGGAAAGGCAUCUUGAAAAAUAAAGUCACCUACCCGCCGCCGCUGACGCUGACAGAGCAGACGCUGAAGGGCCGGCUCCGGGAGCAGCUGGCUGACUGUGAGCAGAGCCCCACAUCCUCGCGCACGUCCUCCCUGGGCUCUGGCGGCCCUGACUGCGCCAUCACCGUCAAGAACCCCGGGAGGGAGCCGGGGCGUGAGCACCUCAACGGGGUGGCCAUGAACGUGCGCACUGGGAGCGUCCAGGCCGACGGCUCAGACUCCGAAGGCAGUAAUGAAACUUCAGUUUGAACCAUCAGGAAACCGUGAGGCAAGCCCGUCACCCCCACACAGGCUGCGGCAUCACCGAGCCCUCAGACCUUGGAGCCCGAGGGGCCACUGCCCUUGGAGUGGAGUGGGCCCGGAGUGUGGCGGUCCCCACGGUGGCAGCCCCCCGACUGGUCAUCCAGACACAAAGGUCUUGGCUCUCCCAGGAGCUCAGGGCCUGUCAGACCUGGUGACAAGUGCCAAAGGCCAGCACACUUGAGGGAGGCGCAGACCACUGGGCCAGCACUGCUGGGUCCUGAGCCGGAUCUGAGAGGGGACCCCAGACAGGGCCCAGAGGCUGCCCAGAGUUAGUUCAGGGACGCCAGGCACAGACCAAAGACUGUGGUCCAGCCCCGCCCAGGUGGGCAUCUCAUGGCAGUGCAGACCCGUGGCUGGAAGCCCAGCAGCCCUUUGCAAAGGCACGCCUUGUCUUAAAAUCUUCAGUAUGUGGGAAAGCUGUAGAUACUUUUAUAUGUUUGUAUUGGACUCUGAGGAGGUGAAACCUGUAUAUAUUUUGCAUUCGUGCUGACUUUGUUAUCCCAGGAGCUCCAUGCAGUGAUCCCUUGCUGUCUUCCGUGUAAAGAAGAUUGCACAGUUUGUACUUGAAUCUGGCAUGUGUUGACGAAACUGGUACCCCAGCAGAUCAAAGGUGGAAAAUGACGUCGUCAGCAGUGGGGCUGAAACCAAGCAGUUAGAAGCCCUAUAGCUGCCUUUGGCCAGGAAGCAAGAAUGGCAUGGGCCCUCC